Molecule: messenger RNA, 2271 nt
Organism: Thecamonas trahens ATCC 50062
Lineage: Eukaryota; Apusomonadida; Apusomonadidae
Product: mystery 45A
Exons: 2
Coding region: 19-1926 (635 amino acids)
Biological process (GO): ribosomal large subunit export from nucleus; ribosomal large subunit biogenesis
Cellular component (GO): nucleolus
Source: RefSeq, a predicted model, not a curated record
ACUCGGCCGCCCUCCACCAUGGCCGCGCCCAAGACCAUCACCGAGCUCUCCCAGCUGCAGAACCUCGUCAAGAGAGACCCCGAAAGCUACCGCGAAGAGUUCGACCAGCAGUACCGGCACUUCCACUCGCUGUAUGCGAUUGUGGUGCUGGCACCGUCCAAGGAUACCCGGCACUUUGAAGACCUGGCUACCUUUGUGGCCCAUGUCGUCCAUGUCUACCCGGACAAGGCUGCCGAGUUUCCGGCGCUGGUCGUCGAGCUGCUGGAGGAUCAUGCGGCGGCACUCUCGCCGCGGCUGCGCAAGACGCUGGUCCGAUGCCUGGUACUGUGCCGGAACAAGGGCCUUGUCGAUCCGCUCGUCUCGCUCUCGCUCGCUUUCAAGCUCUUUCGCGUCAACGACAAGGUCCUCCGCGAGACGCUCUUCAACCACAUUGUGAGCGACAUCCGCAACAUGAACAAGAAGCGGAUCAACAACAAGGUCAACUCGGCGCUGCAGUCGAUGCUCUUUGGCUUUUUGCAGGACGCGUCCAAGACGGCUGCCAAGUGCGCGCUCGACGUCAUCAUCGCCCUCUACCGCAAGCGGGUGUGGAUCGACGCCAAGACCGUCAACGUCAUCGCCUCGGGCUGCUUUGCCAAGGACAACACCAAGAUGCUCGUGGCCGCCCUCAAGUUCUUUGUCUCUGACCACGAUCUCGACCUUGGCGCCGCCGGCGACGACGACGACGACUCGCACAUCAAGAAGGAGGAGUUUACCAACGUUACCGCCGUCAAGGCUCACUUUCAGCACUCGUCCAAGACUCGCUCGCGCCAGCGCAAGCUUGAGCGGGCCCUCCGCCGCGUGAACAAGACAAACUCGGGCGAGACGGUGGUGAAGAAGAAGAAGAAGCCUGAGCCGCAGUUUACUGCCAUCGAGCUCCUCUACGACGGCCAGUCGUUCGCCGAGCGGCUCUUUGGCCUCCUCCGCAAGUCCAAGGAGCGCUUCGAGGUCCGCCUGCUCAUGAUGGACAUGAUUGCGAGGACCAUUGCCGCUCACGAGCUGGUGGUGCUCAACUUUUACCCGUUCAUGCAGCGGUACAUGCAGCCGCACCAGCAGCACGCUAUCCUCAUCCUCUCCAUCGUUGCCCAGGCCGUCCACCCUCUCGUCCCGGACGACGUCAUCCUGCCGGUUCUUCAGACACUGCUCUUCCACUUUGUCACCGACCGCUCCUCGGCCGAUGUCAUCACCGUCGGCCUCAACACCGCCCGCGAGAUCUGCCGUCGCCACCCGGACGCCAUCACUGAGGACCUCCUCGCCGACCUUGUCAUGUACAAGUCGUCCAAGUUUAAGGGCGUCGCCAUGGCCGCCCGAUCGCUCCUCCAGCUCUACCGCAACGUGCGGCCCGAGAUGCUCCACCGCCGGCUGCGCGGCAAGGAGGCUUCCAUGGCCAUCACCGAGCGCAAGCGCAAGGCUCUGGAGGACGCCAACGCCAUCUCCAAUGACGACGACGAUGAUGGUGGAGACGACGAGGCUGGCUCGGGCCGCCGCGUCCGCUUUGAGGGCGUCUCUGACGACGACGGUGGCGAUGACGACGGCGAGUGGGUCGACCUCGACGACGCCGACGACGACCCGGCGGCCAGCCUCGCCGCGCCGGCCGAGCGCCUCGACCGCGGCAACAUCGAUCGCUUCCGCCGCCGCAAGAAGAUGACCGCCAAGGAGCGUCUCGAGUGGGUCCGCGCCGGCCGCCCCGAGGCCCGCCACGAGCACUUCCGCGACACCAAGAUCGAGAAGAACCAGUCCAAGACCAACAUGGAGAAGAAGUCGACAAAGAACUACCUCAUGCUGCAGCGGUCGGCCAAGGUCCGCUUCAAGUCGCGCGAGUCGCUCACCGAGCGCAACGACCGCCAGCGCAAGCAUCGCCGCUCGCUCAAGCGCCGCCGCAAGAAGUAGACUCGGCUCCCGCUUCCGCCCGCCACGCCUCGUAGUCGUGGACGUGAAAGUAGCCGCCGUUGGCCAGCCCGUGCACCUCGGCAAACGCCGCCCGCGCCGCGCCGCCGGCCUCGCUCUCGUCGAUGAGGAACCGAAAGACGUCGCGGAUGUCGUCUGGCGCCCGCUGGCCAUCCGGGUUCAAAUCCGUCGCCACCGAGCCCGGCGACAGCGCCACCACCCGAGUCGCUGUCUCUGGGCCGAGCUCCGCUGCCGCCACCGCCGACAGCCCGUUGAGCGCGUACUUUGAGGCGCAGUACGGGCCGAGCUGCGGAAUGCCCAUCACCCCCGCCGCCGAAGACAUGUUGA